This is a messenger RNA of Neocloeon triangulifer, 3623 nucleotides long. RefSeq names its product Kv channel-interacting protein 1-like. The record is from RefSeq and is a predicted model, not a curated record. The coding region runs from base 270 to 1262 and encodes 330 amino acids. Gene Ontology annotation, molecular function: calcium ion binding. Lineage: Eukaryota; Metazoa; Arthropoda; Insecta; Ephemeroptera; Baetidae. The transcript has 7 exons.
GCCGCUCACGUCCGUCGGUGUGGGUCGCUCGCGUCCUUUCAAUUUGCUUACUUGCUCCUCCGCUUUGCGUCCGACAGUGGUGUCUCGUCCCGCGCGUUUCGUGAAGUGCAAGAGUCGGCCAGUCAGCACGGACAACUCCUCAGACAGUGAUUGGUGGUACUCGUUGCGCGUUGUCGGCGGGCCGUGCUCGCCGAUGCCCGGCCGUCGAGUGUGGUGGGUGCGCGAGGCCUCAGCAGCUGUAGCCCUGUGAUCACGUGCUCGGUCAGUGCAUGCCCGCAACAGUGGCUCGGCGCGGUCCCGACCAGGAAGCUGCCGCCGAACUCGAGGACGUCGUCGUCGCCAAGCAGCCCGAGAAUGGCACUGCUCAGAUGACGUCACCGCCGGCCGCCCCCUCCUCGUCCGCCUCCUCGGUGGCGGUCGCAGUGGUGCAGGAGGCGGCCAGUCCGGCCAACAGCAAGGCGGCCAACCCGAGUGAAGGGACGGUAGUGACGCAGCAGCCGUGCAGUUCGGCCGCCGGCGCACAGAGCCCGACGGCCGAGUCGGUGGCCAGCGGCAGCAAAAAGUCCUCCUCGCACCACCACCGACAUCACCACCACCACCAACAGUCGCUGGCCCAGUGGCUGGUCAAGCGAAUUUCAAACUUGAGGAUUUUCCAGCCUAAGAAGGAUUUGGAUCUGGAAGAGUACGAGGUGCAGCCGCCCCGCUACAAGCCUGACAGACUGGACAAGCUGAGCAAAUCGACCGGCUUCACGAAAAAGGAGAUCCAGUUUGUGUACAGAGGCUUCAAGCAAGAGUGUCCGACAGGAAUGAUCACUGAGGAGACCUUCAAAAGUAUCUACGCCAAGUUCUUCCCCCUUGGAGAUUCCAGCCAAUACGCGCAUUAUGUAUUCAGUACCCUGGACCGUGAGAAAUGUGGUACUAUCACAUUUGGUGAUUUCAUGCUCGGUCUGUCUGUGUUAGUCAAAGGUUCAUUGCAGGAACGACUGCGAUGGGCAUUCAGUUUGUACGACGUAAACAACGAUGGCUGCAUCACCCGCGAGGAAAUGACGACGGUGAUCACGGCCAUUUACGACUUGAUGGGCGCCUCUCACUCGGAGCCUGGUGUGCUGCCCGACGAGGCGUCCAAGGAUCACGUGGAAAGAAUAUUUCAGAAAUUGGACUUAAAUAACGACGGAGUCAUCACGGUUGAUGAAUUCAUCGACUAUUGCUCAAUGAAUGAAGACAUCCGUAGCUCGUUUGCAGUGUUUGAUGAUUUGUGGUAGAAGUGCGUUGCGUCUCGACUGCUUUUCCGUUUUGAAAGAGUUCAGCAGUGCUUGUGUCUACAUAUGUGAAAGACAAACGCACGACAGAGACUACUCUUUGUCAGCAUCCUUUCGGCUGUACGUACCGCAUUACACGUAGUGAGAGAAGAUCUAUCUCUACUCAAGGUGCUCCGUCAAGACCUUUCCUCAACUUUUUUUUACCAAGCGUGCAGGGCGAGACUUGCAUAAUUUGUUUUUUAAUGGAAAAGAAUUUCUAAAGAAACUUGGUUUUUAUAUAAUUUAAAACCCUGUGCUGAGAAAAGUCGUUGGGUUUUAUAUUCCGAUGAAAAAGUAUUGCGCAUUUUACAAGUAUAUGCAUAGCAGAGUUGAUUCCAGUUGACAUAUUCAUAGACUUGAAUUGAAAUGAGUUUGCAGCAGAACUUCAACCUGCUCUGCGAGCUGCGCUUUAUGUUUGGAUUAAAGUGGAUCUUGUGCAAUAUUUCUCUUUUUAAUGAUUUUGAAAUAAAUAUGUUUUAUUUCAAUUUGAAGGAAAAAACAGAAAUUACAUUUUUAAAAGAACUAUAAAUCUCAAAUAGAAUGAUUUUGUUUUCUUCGUUUUAUAAAACUAUUUUUUGAAAAUAAAAUAAACACAAAAUAAAAUGCAAGUCCGUUCUAGUCGCGUUGAUAGAAAAGCUAAUAUUGUUAUGUUCCAUUUUUUUCUUGACAAUCGAGAGGGGUCUACCUUUGACUUUAAUUUGCCAGUGCAUUUUUGGGGAAAUAAUAUACAAACUACAAUACAUUCCGUAUGCUUUCACUCUGCUCUCGAUCGUUGAUUAUUUAUAAUGCAUAAUGUAAACAAUAAAAAAGCUUUGCGAAUUUUGAUAAGAACGUGAUAUGAAUUGACUCCCCUGGUGGAGUGCGCGUUUUUUAGGGGGGUUUCAUGAAAAAUACUCACUAUGAGAGAAAGUAUAAAUAAAAAUGCUUUAAUGUGUCUGGCGUUAGUGGAAAUAAUUCUCGAUCUGUAGGAGAUUUUCGCUUGUCGAUUGAACUUUUAAAAAUGUCGAAAUUUGCUCUCUAGCACACACACAACCUCACUUAAAUUGCUCUCUACGGCUAUUGAAAACCUUUAACCUCUGCAUGUUCAUGACUAUAAAAAUUUAACCUUGUAAUUUUCUCUCUUGUCAUCUUCGUGUUUCUAUGAUAGACAAAACAAACCAAAAAUACCUACCGCGAGAGGAAUGAAAGAGGAUCUUUGAAAUUCUCCUCAAUUUUUUCCGACGAGAUCGACGAAUUUCCGCAAUCAUAUCGCAGUAAAUAAAAUCUUCUCCUAAAGAGAUAAUCAAUCAAUCUACUUUCACAUCUGGCUAAAUAAUACAAAUAAUAUAUAUCCUGAGCUUUAAAGUGAAAAACCGAAACCGCGCUUCGAAACGAUUUUGAGAAAGAUUUCGUAACACCAAUCUUAAGAAAAAUAAAUUUCACACGCUGGUACUUUUUACUCCAGAAAGUCCAAAAUAAGGCAGGACAAAGCAGGAAUUUCGAAACUUCCUAAAUCUAAUCAUUGAAUUAAAAUGCAUUUUGAUCAGGACGAGAAUAAAUUUAAUCCUGAUUGGAAGAAGUGAUCAAUCGCGAGAGUGUCCAACUUGUUAAACUCCCUUUCGUGUGUGUUUAAAAAAAAGAAAUGUGUUUGUAAAAAAAAGAAGCUUACGUGUAGCCUCUCUCCGGAUCGACCUACUCUCACGGACACGCGGCGAGUAUUAUUGAAACUCUUAGGGCUUAAUUAUAGGAUUGUAAGAUUACGAUUCGUUAUGUAUUAAUAUAAGUAUAUAUACACUAGCUAUUUUCAACAUGGGUCUAGCGUUAAGGCAAAAUAAUUGAGAAGAAGCUUCAGACACGAAGAUUUUAAAGCUGUACCUACAGAAAAUACACUGUUAUAUAAUUGCGUCAAACGAUUUUGUAGACAAAAUCAAAAGUACAUAUCCCUCCCAUUUACGUUUUUCCUUCUGCUCUGUCCAGAGUUUAUAAAUGAAAAAGUCGUUAUGGAAUCUAUAUAUUUAAUUGAUUAUUGAAUGUUGCCAGUUUCCUCUCCUUUGCUCUAUUCAUAUGAAAGUGUGAAAAACGUAUAAUCAAAUUGUAAUAUUUUCAUGUCACGUUUUCAGUUUGACGUGUAAAUAAAUCAUGAAAAAAAAACUUUCAGGAAGAAAGAAUGGAAAUAAAUUAAUGAAAAAAAAGAUUGAGCACUCUCUGUCAUCGCGUGCUGUAAAUUAAUUCGCGAUCGUUGUUGUGCCACUGAUUAAUAAAUUUGAAGUGUUACGAGGAAAAAUCAACAAACUACACGCAGAUUUGAACAGAAAAAAAUGUACAUUUGACGAGGAAUAAAACCGA